Molecule: messenger RNA, 378 nt
Organism: Drosophila obscura
Lineage: Eukaryota; Metazoa; Arthropoda; Insecta; Diptera; Drosophilidae
Exons: 4
Coding region: 22-378 (118 amino acids)
Source: RefSeq, a predicted model, not a curated record
UUUACCAAUCCUACUAAAGAGAUGCAGCUCCUCCGGGACCAGAACCGUCAAUUGAUGGAAAAAAUUGAAGUUAUGGCGGACAAACUAGCCGAAGUCGCCGCUCUCGUUAAGGUGCAGGUGAAGGGAGAGCAUGUGGAGGAGCUUGAUAUGUUCGAGGAGCUCAUGACCCCUCAGCUAAAAGAUGCUUACAUCAAACAAGUUUGGAAGCUGCUCGAGAAGGACCAAUUGUCGAGGUGCCUGAAAAGUGUGCUGGACGAGCAGAUUGUGAAAGGCUACAACCUCGACGGGACUUGCGGCAAGAAAAGUCUGAGAUCCCGGACUGGGCUCUAUUCGGUUCUCACCGGAAAGACGAAAUUAAAGAGCCUUGCGGAUGAAUAA